GGCUUUGGAAGAGGAAAGCUUCCACCUGGUCUUGUUCCUUUUCCAAUGAUUGGCAAUAUAGUACAGAUGGACCUUAAGAAUGUCCUUGAAACUCUUUGCAAGCUAGCAAAAGAAUACGGCCCAGUGUUCACUCUGCAAUUGGGUGUUAAGCGUGUUGUUGUGUUCCAUGGGCACAAGGCAGUGAAAGAAUAUCUGAUUGAUCAUGGGGACAAGGUUGCUGACAAAGGACCUAUGCCAAUUUUUGAAUUUAUUAGCAAUGGAUUAGGUAAGUUUCUGCUUGGUGAAGAGCAAGAAGAUAAAGACAAGAAUAUGGAAAAAAGCAUAUUCUCAGAAAUAAGUUGAAAU
Messenger RNA from Phascolarctos cinereus (koala), 345 nucleotides. Lineage: Eukaryota; Metazoa; Chordata; Mammalia; Diprotodontia; Phascolarctidae. The record is from RefSeq and is a predicted model, not a curated record.